Molecule: messenger RNA, 2138 nt
Organism: Trichomycterus rosablanca
Lineage: Eukaryota; Metazoa; Chordata; Actinopteri; Siluriformes; Trichomycteridae
Gene: proca1
Product: protein interacting with cyclin A1
Exons: 4
Coding region: 57-2021 (654 amino acids)
Biological process (GO): phospholipid metabolic process; arachidonate secretion
Molecular function (GO): A2-type glycerophospholipase activity
Source: RefSeq, a predicted model, not a curated record
ACCGACCCCCGGUGCUGUCUCACACGCCCUGGUGCUGAAAGUGGGAGCGCUGAGAGAUGUGGGCUGUUUUCUUUCUCUUCCUCUCUUAUCUGGACGGAGAGUUCAGUAAAGCUGAACUUUCAGAUCUGGAUGCGGAUGAAAGCAUCAGAAGUGCGACAGUGCGCAGAUCCAAGUGGGGUUUUACUUACCCCGGGACUCUGUGGUGUGGAGCUGGAAACAUCGCCGAUAACUACAAUCAGCUGGGGGAAUUUGCUGAGACGGACAAGUGCUGCCGUACCCAUGACCACUGUCCUCACGUCAUUCAUGCUUUCUCCUCCAACUAUGGCUUCACCAACUUUAAAUGGCACUCCAUUUCACACUGCGACUGCGACAAUACGUUAAAGCAGUGCUUACGGGCAGUUAAUGACACUGCAUCCCGGGUGGUUGGACAAGCUUUCUUUAAUGUGAUCGAAGUCUCCUGCUUUGAAUUCUCCAUUGAGGAACAGUGUGUUGAGCGUCACUGGUACGGCGUGUGUAAGAAAUAUGACAAAGUGCCCGUUGCCCUGGUAAAAGAAUCAGUCCCUUAUGACUUCGGAGGCAUUGAAGUUAUUGAUGCAUUGCCCAUAGUACCUUCUAAGAACAAACUACCUGAACAAGACGAAGACACGCGAAAAGAAUCAGGACAGUCUGAGAGCACGACCCAGUCCAGCUUUUCAGGCUCCAAAAGCCCCGCGCCAGAGGAGCCCUCGCUUACAAACGUUGUCAUGGCAGCCGAGGACUUCAUCAAAGUGCUGGCUACAGUGUCCACAUCUCAGGGCUCGUCUGCUGAAGAAGACAAAGGCGAGACACAGAGCUCAGACAAGAAGAGGAAGAAGAAUGGUGGCAAGAAGAAAAAGAAAUCAAAAAAGAGGAGAGGGAAAGGAAAAGGGAAGUCGACUAAGCAGAAUGCUGGAGGGGUCUCAAAAGCCGAUGAGGGUGUUGCCGGGGCUCCGUCUGCAAACACGACAGAACAGGUCAUAAACAAGAACUUUGUAGAAGACCAAAUCUGGGUUGGCAAGAAUGGCAACUUGAAUUUCAAUUCUGUUAGUGACAGUGCACAUCCCAAUAAGAUGAUGAGGGAUGACCAUCAGAGGAUACCUAACGAGAGGCAAGUCGAGACCACCAUCGUACCGAACGCCAAGCAAAAGGCAGGGACGCUUGAACAAAUCAAGGAUGCGGAAUCUGUUCAGCUAGUGUUCACAACUCACAUCCCUUUCACUAUCACCAGCAGACCCAGACAUGCAAGGAUAAAACAAAGAAAAAGGCAAAGGCGUCCAGUUCCAACUUCCCUCCCGGCAGAAUUCACCCUGCACAAAACGAUGGCGGAUAACGCCCCGACGAGUACGCCUCAAAGCUCCGGCCUAGCUGGUCCAACAACACACCCUGCGAUCAGCCCACCAGUGGAGGCGGUGCUACUUAACUUUGAGUUGCAGCAUGAAAAGGGAUCCGCUUUAACUGCCAGCGUACAGAAUGCGCCCAUUGUUGGAACCAAAAGGCCGAGGUUAAGGCAGAGAGGGGGGAGGAAGAAAAAUCGAAAGCUCAGUACUCCUUCAUCCCCCACCAAGGAUUUAGCAACAGAAGAGCCGCUAAUGGCCGAGCCAAGUGGUGGAUCAGAGAGGCUACAGCCUAAUCCACUAGAGACUGAGUUGGGAAGAUCUCUAACAGGCAUCUCUGGUGAUAUUCGACCUAAAAAGAGACACCCGAGGUUAAAGGGUUCAGGUGACAGAAGGAGAUCUGGGCAAUCCGACGCUGAUUUAUCCAUUAUGGAAGACACAAUUAGACCCGGGCAUGAAACUAGGACAAUCACGGAUACCAGUACCUCAACUGUUUCAGGUCCAGAUUUUGCAGACACUCAGGCAAGCAGGGUUGGUGCAAGCACUGGGCUUUUCCCUUAUUUCCAGACUAUCACUCCUUCCAUGGCGCCUCUAAAAACAAGAACAACCAAGAUAAGAAGAUCAAAAGCUAGCACUGGCAAGAAAAGAAGAAAGAACAAAGCACUAUAGUGAAAUGAUUUGUUUGUAAUUGAUACAAUACAAUUUUUUUACGUAAUUGUUGUAAAACCCAUAAUGAAUUAUUCAAUCUAUGCAACAUUGUCACUAAAUAAAUGAGUUUGGAAAACA